Messenger RNA from Penicillium soppii, 594 nucleotides. RefSeq lists its product as uncharacterized. The transcript has a single exon. The record is from RefSeq and is a predicted model, not a curated record. Lineage: Eukaryota; Fungi; Ascomycota; Eurotiomycetes; Eurotiales; Aspergillaceae. Bases 1 to 594 code for a protein of 197 amino acids.
AUGCUGGUUUGGAAGAAGCUAUGGAGGCAUCUGAAGGCCUUUAUUGUGAGCAUCUUCACAGUGUGUAUAGAGCUAGGACACCACCCGAGACAGUGGAGGAGCGCGAAAAUCAUCGUCUUACGGAAACCAGGCAAGCCUGAUUACUCGGCCCCUGGUGCUUACCGCCCAAUCUCACUUUUGAACACACUUGGCAAGCUCCUGGAGGCAGUGAUGGCCCGACGGUUGUCCUAUGUGGCGGAGAAACACAGCCUGCUACCAAACAGCCAGUUCGGCGGACGGCCGGGUAGGACCACCGAGCAAGCCCUACUAGUGCUGUCCAGUGCGAUCGACAAAGCCUGGUACAAGCACAAGGUGGUGACCCUAAUCGCUUUCGACCUUAAAGGUGCCUUCAACGGAGUCAAUAAGACAAGCCUGGAUGCGUCGCUGCAGGCAAGACGGAUCCCGAUUGUGGCUAGAAAAUGGAUUGCAAUUGUCACAUUGACAAUUGCCGCGUCUAAAAGAGGAAGCCAAGUGCAUGUUUCUUGCCGAUCUCCAAAUGGAGUCAUCAUACGAGAUGUGAUUGUGACUUUUUGUUUAAGAACUGGGAUUGGAUGA